CGGCGGUGACGAGCGGUCUCUGCUCCGGGCCUGCGGCGGGCGCCCGCUUCUUCUGCACCGCGGGCCGCGGCCUGGAGCCCUUCCUGAUGCGGGAGGUGCAGUCGCGGCUGGCGGCCACGCAGGUUGAAUAUAUUUCAGGAAAAGUUUUUUUCACCACCUGUUCUGACCUGAAUAUGCUGAAAAAAUUAAAAUCUGCAGAAAGGUUAUUUUUGCUGAUUAAAAAGCAACUUCCAUUUAAGGUUUCUUCUGUAAGUAAAGGAAAAAUAUUUAAUGAAAUGCAGAGACUUACAAAUGAUGAUCCUGAAAGUUGGUUGAAUGCCAUUUCAAUUUGGAAAAAUCUUCUUGAACUUGAUGCAAAAAAGGUAAAACUUUCUCAAAAAAACACUAACCCACUAAAAAGAAAAGCGGGAGAAAAUGACAUCAUUGCUAAAAAAUUGAAAACAGAUCAAAUGCAAGAGAUACAAGAGAAUAAGGAAUGCCAAAUGGAAAAACAAAUAGAAGAAGCAACACUGGAACAAGGAAAUUUUACCACUAAAAGAGACAAAUCUCAAGAAGAACUUCAGAACGAUGUAGCAGAAGCAGUUGAUACUCAUAACCAGAACGACUUAACUUUCAGAGUUUCCUGUCGCUGUAGUGGAGCCAUUACAAAGACCUUUACUGCACAGUAUAUUCUUUUCUGUAACCUGCUGCUUUUCCAGGAGGUAGGAAGAGUAAUUGGAAUUGCUCUCAUGAAACAGUUUGGAUGGAAAGCAGAUUUGAGGAAUCCAAAUUUAGAGAUCUUUAUACAUCUAAGUGACAUUUACUCUGUGGUGGGAAUUCCUGUGUUCAGGGUUCCUUUAGCCAGCAGAGCUUACAUCAAGACAGCAGGACUGAGAUCUACCAUAGCGUGGGCAAUGGCCUCUCUCGCAGAAAUUAAGGCUGGUGCAGUUGUUUUAGAUCCAAUGUGUGGACUUGGAACAAUACUUUUGGAAGCUGCUAAAGAAUGGCCAGAUGUGUAUUACGUGGGUGCUGAUGUCAGUGACUCACAGUUACUAGGUGCAUGUGACAAUCUGAAAGCUGCAGGCCUUAAGGAUAAAAUUGAGUUACUUAAAGUCUCUGUGAUAGAAUUACCACUGCCUUCAGAAAGUGUCGAUAUUAUUAUUUCCGAUAUUCCAUUUGGGAAAAAGUUUAAAUUAGAAAAAGACAUCAAACACAUUAUACAAGAAAUGGAAAGAGUGCUUCGUGCUGGCGGGACCAUUGUGUUGUUGCUUAGCGAAGAUCACCACAGGCGCCUUAAAGGUUGUGAAGAGAGCAGCGUCCCUUUGAAUUCCACGGGCAGCCGCACAGAUAAACCUGGAAGCAUGGAGUGCUUGAAUCCUGAAGAAAAAGCUGCCAUAUCAGAGCCAGCGUCAUCCUCAUUUGCAGCCAGUAACCAGGAGUGCUUGGACGGAAUGCCACCGUUCGGCUCUUUGGUGCCAGUGGAAUGCUACAGAGUUAGCCUUGGAAAAACAGAUGCGCUCAUAUACAAAUAUAAGAAGUCGCACUCCCCUGGGCAAUAGCAGGCUUGCUACUGUAAGCCAGGUUCAAGUCCUUAUACGUCAGCUGUACAGAGUAGAAGAUGGUUGUCUCUGGAAUCUUGACAGUGCCAGAGGCUUCCAAGUAAACAGACUCCCCUAAGACAGGGCCGUGGCUGCUGGACACCUGUUCUUAAUAAGAGCUUCUGUUUUACACUCUAAAGAGUGUUUCUGACAAAGAACAAUUAAUGGAUAGUUGAACUAAAGGACUCUUAAACUUCGCCUCCUGUCAGAAUAUGAAAAGGUCUGCUCUGCUUGCACUAUUUAUGAGCAGAAGAUUCAACUUCAAAAGUUUCAGAGGCUCAGCAUAUAUAUCUCAUCACAAGUUUAGUAAUAUUUUCACUAUCACAUUUUUUGAAAUGUAAAAACUUCUAGGGCUUCCCUGGUGGCGCAGUGGUUGGGAGUCUGCCUGCCGGUGCAGGGGACACGGGUUCGAGCCCUGGUCUGGGAGGAUCCCACAUGCCGCGGAGCGACUGAGCCCGUGAGCCACGACUACUGAGCCUGCACGUCUGGAGCCUGUGCUCCACAACGGGAGAGGCCGUGACAGUGAGAGGCCUGCGCACCGCGAUGAAGAGUGGCCUCUGCUUGCCGCAACUGGAGAAAGCCCUCGCACAGAAACGAAGACCCAACACAGCCAAAAAUAAAUAAAUAAAUUUAAAAAAAGAAAACUCUUUUAAAAAAAAAACAAAAAACAAAAAACUUCUAUGUUUUGAUAUCAACUUCUUUUGAUAUUAAACUUGAUUUUUUGAACCUGUCAUUUUCUUCUCUGUUGGAAUGAAAAUAACUUUUAUUUGCAGUACAUUUUAUAUGUCCCAUCUUAGGUAAAACAUCAGUAGGAAUAAUAAUAUGAAUUAAGCCAAUAUCCUCCAAUGUGACGGAAGAUAAACUUCGUGUUUUUUUUGUGAAAG
Mesoplodon densirostris (Blainville's beaked whale) is the source of this 2461-nucleotide messenger RNA. It is a transcript of the gene THUMPD2, whose product is annotated as THUMP domain containing 2. The transcript is spliced from 10 exons. Gene Ontology annotation, biological process: tRNA methylation. The coding region runs from base 87 to 1538 and encodes 483 amino acids. The record is from RefSeq and is a predicted model, not a curated record. Gene Ontology annotation, molecular function: tRNA (guanine) methyltransferase activity; RNA binding. Lineage: Eukaryota; Metazoa; Chordata; Mammalia; Artiodactyla; Ziphiidae.